CUCACUGACAUUUGUCAUUAUUUGUUUAAUUUCCAUUUAUAAUAUUUCAUUAUUUUAUAUGAACCUUGGACAGCAUCAUGACGUAAGAAGCUUUCGUUAGCUCUCUGAACGUAAACGCCAGAAAAAUGAAAAGUGUUCGCUUUGUAUCUGGUGAUAAACUAGUUAAAAUGCAAGAAAACUUUUAUUAUUUUGUAUAUAUGUAAAUUAUUGGGGAAUAACUUUGUUAUUCAACUAUCGGCAUUUCAAGAUGCGCCCCACGAAUGAUAUUCGUGAUCGUAAAACGCAAUCAUCGGAUUCAGAUAAUACGAACUCAAAGCUUGAAAAUGACAAGAAGACUCCGAGGGCUCUUUUAUCAAGCUCUUCUGCCACUGGCAAUCCCCGAAACAAAACAGCCUUGGCUCCUGGACACUCUCUAAUGGAUUGGAUACGGUUAGGAAAUUCUGGAAUUGACUUAUCUGGAACCAAAGGUAAAAUCAUUCGAGUAAAUAAAGCAGAACUUUGCAAACAUGCAUCUGCAGAUGAUCUUUGGCUGGCAAUUAGGGGUCAAGUUUUUAAUGUAACGAGGUAUUUAAGUUUUCAUCCAGGAGGACAUGAAGAAUUAAUGCGAGGUGCAGGUAAAGAUGCUACUGCACUUUUUGACGCUGCUCAUGCUUGUAAUUAUCAGACAAUACUGCAGAAGUGUGUUUUUGGACCCUUGGUUUCAGAUAUACCAUCUCCCCUAGACGAAUUAAAUUUUAGCAGUAAAAAUAUGUUAAGGCGACCAAGAUUGCCUCAGGUUGAUUACUUACCCAAGCCAAAACUAAGUCAAAAUAUUUCUAAUAAUUUAAGUGUAAAUGAAAAAUUAUAUGGAGAAGAAACAAAUAAAGUAAACAAAAAUAUUAAUCCAACAGAAAAACUUGAUGAAACGCUUACUAAUUCAAGUACACAGAACUUUAAAAAUACAAAGCAAUCACCACGCUUUGAUUGGAUGCAGACUCAGUCAUGGAUUACCUUUGUUUUUUAUACUGCCAAGUUUUCAAACCCAUACAUUUGUGCAAAUAUGAGUUCUUGCAAUGAUUUGGUAAUCACAUUACAAUAUGCCAAGGAGUACUUUAAGUACACCUUACAUCCUUUGUAUGAAGUAAAGUUUCCAUGAACAUUAUUGUCACACAUCAUACUGGAAAGAUUGAACUGAAAUGUCUUAAAGUGAAAGAGGGUAUGUGGGAAAAUUUUGGAAAAUUAUCAAAAGUGGAUGUGAGUCAAGAAUUUGGGGAGUUUGAUAAUUAUACUAUUGUCCAGCAGG
Messenger RNA from Ctenocephalides felis (cat flea), 1282 nucleotides. RefSeq names its product cytochrome b5 reductase 4-like. Gene Ontology annotation, molecular function: heme binding. The record is from RefSeq and is a predicted model, not a curated record. Gene Ontology annotation, biological process: superoxide metabolic process; generation of precursor metabolites and energy. Gene Ontology annotation, cellular component: endoplasmic reticulum. Lineage: Eukaryota; Metazoa; Arthropoda; Insecta; Siphonaptera; Pulicidae.